AUGAGAUUGUUCAAUUACCUACCGCUGUUGCUGCCGGUCACACUGGCCAACCCGCUAAACGUCCGGUCCACCGCCUGCAACAACUCCCCCGACCUCUGCGAUAAGUCCUACGGCGAGAUUACACAUUUGGGGGCCCAUGACAGCCCCUUCGUGCGCACUUCGGAUAGUGUUCUGGCUGGUGACCAAUACUAUGACACUCCUACCCAGCUGAGCGCUGGUGUCCGCAUGGUAACUGCGCAGGUACACAAGGAUAACAAUCAAUGGCGUCUAUGCCAUUCCUACUGCUCCCUAUUGGACGCAGGGUUGUUGAGCGACUGGCUAGCCAAGAUCAAGUCUUGGCUGGAUGAGCAUCCUAAUGAAGUCGUCACAAUCAUCCUUGUCAACUCCGACAGCGCCUCUGCCUCUGAACUCGGCGCCGAAUUCAAAACCGCCAACAUCACAAACUACACCUACGAACCCGACUCCCUCACAACAGCGCCCACCUCCUGGCCAACCCUCCAAACAAUGAUCAACUCCGGCAAGCGACUCGUCGUCUUCGCCACACCAUUGACCACCAGCACAGACUACCCAUACCUAAUGUCGGAAUUCGAUUUCGUAUGGGAGAGCAACUACGACGUAACCUCGCCCUCGAACUUCACCUGCGAGCCCGACCGGCCAUCCUCACUCUCAGGCUCCAUCUCCACCGCGCUAUCCUCCAACCGCCUCCCCAUGAUGAACCACUUCUUGUACUCCACAGACCUGGCGAUCCUGGACAUCGAGUACCCGAACGCAAGUUACGUGUCGACCACGAACGCCCCAUCCGGCGGCACGGGUAAUCUUGGCAGCACGGCGACUAAGUGCAAGACGGCGUAUGGUGGUCGACAGCCUACCUUUAUUUUGGUGGACUUCUUCAACAAGGGGCCCGCGUUGGAUACGGUGGAUAGUCUGAAUAACGUGACCAACGCGGUGGGACGGACGUCCGUUUCGUCUUCGUCGACAUCCUCGAGUAGUGACGGAUCUACUGUCAAUAACGUGUUCAAGGGGCUGGUCGAGCUGGCGAGCUCGGCCAAGUCCGGCGCUAGCACGAGUAUGGGGGAUUGGGUCUGGGCUGGUGGGAAUUGGAAUAGUAUCCUGGGUGGAGGUAUCUCCUUCUAG
Messenger RNA from Penicillium subrubescens, 1134 nucleotides. RefSeq lists its product as uncharacterized. The coding region runs from base 1 to 1134 and encodes 377 amino acids. The record is from RefSeq and is a predicted model, not a curated record. NCBI's taxonomy places the organism in Eukaryota, Fungi, Ascomycota, Eurotiomycetes, Eurotiales, Aspergillaceae. Gene Ontology annotation, biological process: lipid metabolic process. The transcript is spliced from 3 exons. Gene Ontology annotation, molecular function: phosphoric diester hydrolase activity.